Ostertagia ostertagi is the source of this 321-nucleotide messenger RNA. The record is from the annotation of a GenBank genome assembly. NCBI's taxonomy places the organism in Eukaryota, Metazoa, Nematoda, Chromadorea, Rhabditida, Trichostrongylidae.
AUGACCUACCGAAUACCUGCGCUCAGAUUGGCUAUUAGCGCUGUUCUCAUAUCAACGGCUAUAGCAGACGUCGAGUGCUGCCAGGUGUUCUCUGAUGACUUCACUGAUGAUUCAGCAACAUGUCUCACUACAUGCACAAAAGCGCUACGGUCGCCAUCCCUACGGACGACCGAUAAACUGAAAUCGAUCAAAUCAUGUCGCCCGGACAACAAAAAUUAUACGACUACUCAAAGCGAGAAAUUCCCGUACUUAGCCGUCUGUGAUCUUGCCAGUCGGCUUCAGCCAAACGUACUGUACAUUGGACCGGCGUUGAAGGACUGA